GCGCGGCCCAAAUCGAGCUCACAAUGUCGAUUGCCUUCAAUUCUGUGCAUGCUCCAGUGCCGGUCUCUCCAACCCUUCCCUUCAGCAACUACAUUUUGAGGUCGGGCUUGCAUUCGCGCAGUAUUGCAGCGUAGUACUCGCAGGGAGGAGUUGCUGCUCGCAGCCAGAAUUUGGAUUGGAGCUGUUUGGGACGUCUAACAAUUCGGCGGUAGAAGCUGUUGAAGAUUGAUCAGGUAGUCUUGCGAAGUUGAGCGGAAUGGAUUGGUCGGGCGAGUCGGAGUAUGAACUGUGAGCGGUGAAUUGGACCUGCGGCAACAAGUCCACGAGCGAGAACUCGAAAACGUCUGAAAGAGAGCGUUGCAAGCGAAAGGAACAUGGCGCUGGUCGGGAAAGGGAAUUUUUUGAGCUUGGAGCCUGGACAGUCUGUGAGAUGCAUAGCUUCAUGUGCAAAACCUGUAUCUCGCCCGUUUAGGGCUUUAGCUGCGGGAAAAUGGUCAAAUGUGGGAGACCUUUGCAGUAGAAGUAUUCAUACUCGUCGUGUUGCCCGUGUGGAUGAAUUUGAGAUCUUCGGAAUUUCGAGGGUGCGGCAGGUAAGACAGAGACUUCGUAUGCAGAACAGGUUUAUGGCUCAGUCAGACAUGGUCACGCCGGAGCGCGGUGAGAACGAGGAUGCUACGGGGGCCCACGCGACAGAGAAACCAAUGCCAGAGAGGGUAGCGGAGAUUAAAGGGGAGCCCAGCUCCGCCUUUGCGGUGGCCAUUCGAAACUUGGGCUUAAAUGUAAAAAAUGAAAAAGGGGAAAUUCCUGUGUUGAAGGAUUGUUCGCUAAACGUUCCGGAGGGUCAAUUGUGGAUGCUAUUAGGACCAAAUGGGUGUGGAAAAUCUACUUUGCUCAAGGCAAUGGCUGGAUUAUUGAAGCCGAAUCGUGGUAAAAUGUUCGUAAUUGGCCCUAGGAGUUUUGUCUUUCAGAAUCCAGAUCAUCAGGUUGUCAUGCCAACCGCCGAAGCAGAUGUUGCCUUCGGUUUGGGGCGCUUCGAAUUGUCGAUUGAGGAAGUGCGAGAAAGAGUUCAUAACUCUCUAAAAGCUGUUGGGAUGGACAGCUAUGCUCAGAGGCCAGUACAAACUCUUAGUGGGGGACAAAAGCAGCGCAUUGCAAUAGCAGGAGCUCUGGCAGAAUCAAGCCGCUUGCUGCUUCUUGAUGAACUCACUACAUAUUUAGACAGAGGCGAUCAGAUCGGGGUUUUGGAGGCCGUCCGUCAGGUGGUCGGUGUUGAACAAAAAGUUACAGCUUUGUGGGUUACCCAUAGACUUGAGGAGCUAGAGUACGCCGAUGGAGCAGCUUACAUGGAGAAUGGAAGGGUUGUUCUUAGUGGUAGUGUAGCUGAAAUUGAAGCAUAUAUCAAAAGAAAACAAGCGCAGUUUUACAGUGAGCAGGAAAUGUUGAGAUGAUAGAGAAGCACGUUCUGGUCAUGAGAUCUAAGCUUGCGUCGACUUCGUGCGUAUAAGCAUGUGAGUCUCAACAUAAUCUUUUGCAGUUUCGUCUCCUCGAGCUUAUUUGUGUUUUGAGUUGGUGAUCCCCAUCGUUGCCAUUCAAGUUGGCUACUUCGUCUAAACUGGGCUAU
Marchantia polymorpha subsp. ruderalis is the source of this 1621-nucleotide messenger RNA. NCBI's taxonomy places the organism in Eukaryota, Viridiplantae, Streptophyta, Marchantiopsida, Marchantiales, Marchantiaceae. The record is from the annotation of a GenBank genome assembly.